Cicer arietinum (chickpea) is the source of this 2262-nucleotide messenger RNA. Its product is annotated as rRNA (cytosine-C(5))-methyltransferase NOP2C. Gene Ontology annotation, biological process: RNA methylation. Lineage: Eukaryota; Viridiplantae; Streptophyta; Magnoliopsida; Fabales; Fabaceae. Gene Ontology annotation, molecular function: RNA binding; RNA methyltransferase activity. The record is from RefSeq and is a predicted model, not a curated record.
GUCAUAAUAUCUGGUUUGAAGCCCUAAUGUUUGAAUGAAGAAAGCGAGGGACUUCAUCAUCCUCACCAGUUGCAGAAGCAGAACCAUUCACCAAACAACAACUAACUCAUCAAAUUCGAUAACCGCCACCGCUACAUUUCACGAAACCAUGCAACCUUCUUCCGACCAUUCUCCCCAACGAUAUUCCUACAAUCCAACCCUCCACUGGAACCCUCAACUUCACAACUACUUCAACAAAGCUUACGGCGCCGAUCACUUCUCCCUCAUCUCCACCGCAUUAACUAGACCUUCUCGAUAUUCGUGUAUUCGCGUUAACACUCUUCGUUCUGAUAGUGACGCUGUUAUUGAGAAGCUACGUUCGCUCGUGAAGCCAUCAUCGAAUGCUACUGAUUCUGAAGACGGUGAUGACGUGCCGAAUCCCUUGAAGGAGGGUUUGAAUUCUGAUUCUGGUUUGUUUUUCAAGUGUCGGAUCCCUGGACUUGAUUAUGUUGUGUUUGUUUGGGGUUCUGGACCGCACCGGAUUGAUUACGGUAAUGUAGCUCCUAAAGAGGUUAUUGUUAGUAGGAAGUGUGCUGAAGCUGUUCUUCGAGGAGCUCAGGUAUAUGUUCCUGGUAUAUUGGCUUGCAGUGGUCAUGUUGAGAAAGGAGAUACAGUUGCUGUCUCCGUUUCUGUAGAGCAGCAGGGUUCAGAUGGGGGAUGGAGUGCUGGUAUGACACGUGGUACGGUUCUUCAAGGAUCUGAGACAGAUCCAUAUUAUUUUGAACGAAAUGGGCUAUAUAUUGGCCAAGGCACUGCAAUGUUGUCAAGGGCUGGAAUGUUCCGUGUUUCUGAAGGAGUUGGUAUUGAUAUGAAGGAUAGAGUAUAUGAACUUCAUUCGUUUCACAAUGUGCUUGAGGGAGAAAUAUUUCUUCAAAACCUGCCAAGCAUCAUUGCUGCUCAUGUUUUAGAUCCACAAAUGGGCGAACGAAUACUAGACAUGUGUGCUGCACCAGGAGGGAAAACAACUGCAAUUGCAACACUUAUGAAGGAUAGAGGAGAGGUCAUUGCAACUGAUAGAUCUCAUAAUAAGGUGCUGGAUAUUCAGAAAUUGGCAGCUGAAUUGGGCUUGAGUUGCAUAAAAGCAUUUAGGUUAGACGCUCUUAAAUCUGUUUCUCGAAGAAAUGGUGUAGUAGAUACUUUUACUGAUCCAUGCUGUAAUAAUGCCACCAAUGGUGUGAAAAAUCAAGUGUCGCCAAAUUUGCAAUUAGAAAAAAUGUCACCUCUUGUUACGGAGAGUUUUGAAACUGAGACUCUGGAGGAAAAUGGUAAAGGUGAAAAGGCACAGGAAGGAGCUUAUCUCAGCAAAGCUGAGAUCAGGAAGAGCAUGCGAAGAGCCCGAAAUGGACCUGGUAGAAAUCAGAGCGGGGGUGGUAGGGGUGAUAUUUCAAAAGGUUUUGAUCCUGACAGUUUUGAUAGAGUUCUUCUUGAUGCUCCCUGUUCUGCCCUUGGUUUAAGGCCUCGUUUAUUUGCUGGACAGGAAACAAUUGAAUCAUUGAGAAACCACGCCAAAUACCAAAGAAAGAUGUUUGACCAAGCUGUUCAAUUAGUUCGACCUGGUGGUGUCAUAGUCUAUUCCACUUGUACGAUUAAUCCUGGUGAGAAUGAAGCAUUAGUUCGAUAUGCUUUGGAUAAAUACAAAUAUCUGUCAUUGGCACCACAGCACCCGAAAAUUGGAGGACCCGGUCUUGUUGGUAGCUGUGAGUUUCCUGAUGGAUAUGUAGACGAAUGGUUACGCCCUGGUGAGGAAAACCUUGUUCAGAGAUUUGACCCAUCAUCUCCCCUUGAUACAAUUGGAUUCUUCAUUGCUAAGUUUGCUGUCGGCUCUAAAGAUAUCUGAUUGCUAUAUGGGAGAUAGUUAGCUUGGAUCAAUGUUUGCUCUAAGAAUUUCUUUAGAAGGAAGCAAGCCAUUAAGUUUUUAAAUUGGCCUCUGACAACAGUCUAGGGAGCUUCACAUUCGUCCAUUCGGAAAUAUAUUAAUGACAAAUUAAAAAAGCAUGAGUAUGGCUACUAAAUUUGAGGUAAUUUAAUUGUAACACCUGGUUUUACCUUGAGAUAAAAGAUUAUUGAAAUAUAUUUGGUAACUGGUAAGACACAAGUUUGGUUCUAAAAUAUGAGGAUUUUGGUUAUAAUCGUCGUUCUCCUUUUACUUAUCUACGCAUGGAUUGUCAUGUAAAACCUUGUGCAUUAUUGUAUUAAUUAAUAGUUUCACUCUGCUUUUCAUUA